Molecule: messenger RNA, 3717 nt
Organism: Panicum virgatum (switchgrass)
Lineage: Eukaryota; Viridiplantae; Streptophyta; Magnoliopsida; Poales; Poaceae
Product: anthocyanidin 5,3-O-glucosyltransferase-like
Exons: 1
Coding region: 2038-3489 (483 amino acids)
Molecular function (GO): UDP-glycosyltransferase activity
Source: RefSeq, a predicted model, not a curated record
UAUUCUGAAUCAAAACAUAAAUCGCAACAUCAUUGUGUAUAAAUCAAGUCACUCUAUGACUUUAAAAAGUCAAGUUGAUUGUGGUACAACUUGCUAGGUGAGUUCCUUCCACAGAAGGAUGUCUCCCAUAUUGAUGAUUUCACCUAUGUGACCAUAGUAAAAUCCCAUUGGUUUUAUACAUCUCAUGUGGCACAUAUCAAAACAGGCAGUCAUCAUAUAAGACGGAAUUUGAGAUGAAAGAUUUGGGCAAGACCAAAUUAUGCUUAAGUCUAUAACUUAAGCACACACAUCAGUCUUCCGAUAUUCAUUUGAUAUUAUAUACCAAUAUCCAAAUAAUAUUGGACAAUCAUACUGCCAAUAAUAUGAUCAUUCAAUCCCUAAAUAUGGAUCAACAUCCAUUCUGACCCUUGGGAUAACGACCUUAGUGCCAUCAAAGCGUUCAUGUAUCUUGCAUAUCACAAUAGGUCAAUUAAGAUGCUUGCUAUAGCUUAAAAACAAUGCAACUCCUAUAACACCGAAAGGUGGGAGUCAAAGUGGAUAUCUACAUAUAUCUAUAUGGCACAAAGGAUCUUAAUUUAUUAUUAUAUAAAUUAAGAUAUGGUCAUGUGAAGUAUCAAGAUAAUGGCUAUUUAAUCCCCUAUAAUUUCAUAUCACAUACUGAUGUUAUAUUGGCAAAGUUUUCAUAUGAGUCAUCAAACUUAACUCUAAUGGCUACUUCCACUCCUCAUUCUGAAGUAUUACAUGAACAUGUAUAACUUCAUCGAAUGGUCACAUUUGAUUCCAUCGAAUCACUAGCUGUUACAUUUAAGAUAAUGCAACUUGUGUUGCUUGGAUGUCUACAGGCAUAAGACCAAUAUCACUAUAUUGCCUUCUAGAAAUGUUUGUUCCCACAAAAGUGAGGAGAUAAACACCUUGCAAGCCGAAUCAAGUGAUAACUUCGUGAGAUUUGUUCACAAAGUUCCAACCAAUUUCCACAUUUCACAAUAUGUUGUUGAGAUCGGUAUGCGAUGACUUUGAGAGUUGAAAGGUUCAGGGGGAGACUCCUCUUGAAACUAUAACCUGUUCAAAACAUCAUAUUGCACUCUUUUCCUCUAUUAUUUUUUCCUCACACAGGUUUCUCAUAGAAGGUUUUUAAUGAGGCAAUAUCAAUACAAGUUUAUAUGUCAUAUCUCUGAUUUUUUUCCCCACUGGGGUUUUUAUAUUGAGGUAUCUCAGACAUAAUACAUGUCAUAUCUUCUAUUUUCCCCCAUAAUGUUUUUUGAGAAGGUAUCAAAGACAUAUAAUUACAGUAAUGAUCCUCAUAUCAUAUUUAUCGUUCUCUAAACUUGGUUAUGGGUUUUUUCCCUUAUGAGUUUACAAUGAGACAAUAAUCAACAUAUGCCAUAUCAUUUUUCUCCUUACUUUCCCACUGGGUUCUAAAGAGUUUUUAAUGGUAUACCUACACAUAUUUCUUCCUUUUUUUUCCUACAGGGUUUUUGGAGGAUUCAAGAUAAACAUUGAUCUCAAAGAAGGAUUCGAUCUAGGGGGAGUGUUACAAAGUAUUUAGGAUACUAUCAUCCUCUCUUUACUCUCUUUUACACCCUCCUUAAUAGGUGUUUACUACCCCUAUUAUGGGUGGUUUAUGGCCUUCUUUAUUCCCCCUAUUGAUGGGGCUCAUGUAUAUAUACACAUAAAGGAUCAAUUGAAAAGACUUGCUCUUUGCAACAACACUUGUCUCAUUUUACUACCCCCAUAUUCAGGCACAGACCGCAACUGCAAGCUCCCCGGCCAGCUCAGUGCUAACUGACCGAACACAAAACAGCCGUGAUGGAAGCCGCCGUGUUCUGACCACUACCUUGAUUAUUCCGUUGAGACGUGUGAACAAGCUAGACGCAAAGCGUACGCUGGCCACUGAAAGCCAGACUUCGAAAGCAUGCCACCACCAUGGACUGACUAGCUAGCAGCUGUCGGUUCUUUAUCUCAAUUCGUCACUCGUCAGGACCACGGGGUCGCCUGUCCAUUUCGUACAAUUUCCGUGCAGAGCAGCAGCAAGUCUGGAUGGAAGCUGGGGUCGAAGCUCCAGGCCGGGGAUCCAUGGGGAAGAAGAAGACGUUCGUGCUCUACCCGUCGCUGGGCGUGGGCCACCUGAUCCCCAUGGUGGAGCUGGCCAAGCACCUCCUCCGCCGCGGCCACGGCGCGCUCAUCGCCGUGGUCGACCCGCCCGACGCCGACCCCGCGUCGGCCGCCGCGGUGGCGCGCCUCGCGGCGGCCAACCCGGCCAUCGCGUUCCGCCUCCUGCCGGCGCCGGCCAGCCCCGACGCCGGCGCGCACCCGGUGAAGCGCAGCCACGACACGCUCGCGCUCGCCAACCCCGCGCUGCGGGACCUCCUCCACUCGCUGCCCGCGGUCCACGCGCUCCUGCUCGACAUGUUCUGCGUCGACGCGCUAGACGUCGCGGCGGAGCUCGGCGUCCCAGCCUACUUCUUCUUCGCCUCCGCGGCCGGGGACCUCGCCGUCUUCCUCAACCUGCCGUACCUCUACCCCACACUCCCGUCGUUCAGGGAGAUGGGCAGGACGCUCGUGCGCUGCCCCGGGAUGCCGCCGAUCCGGGCGCUGGACAUGGUGAUCACGAUGCAGGACAAGGAGAGCGACCAGACCAAGGUUCGGCUGUACCAGUUCAAGCGCAUCCCGGAGGGCAGCGGCGUGCUGGUCAACAGCUUCGAUUGGUUGGAGCCCAGGGCCCUGAAGGCGCUCAGGGACGGCGUCUGCGUGCCCGGCCGGCCGACGCCGAGGGUCUACUGCAUCGGCCCGCUGGUCAACAACGGGAGGAAGGGAGGAGAGAGCGGCGAGACGCACGAGUGCCUCGCGUGGCUGGACACGCAGCCGGAGCGGAGCGUCGUGUUCCUCUGCUUCGGGAGCAAGGGCGCCUUCUCCGCCGCGCAAUUGCAGGAGAUUGCCCGCGGAUUGGAGAGCUCCGGCCACCGGUUCUUGUGGGCUGUGAGGAGCCCGCCGGAAGAAGGUGAUCGGUAUCCCGAACCGGACUUGGAGCGGCUGCUCCCGGCGGGGUUCCUGGAGAGGACGAAGGGCAGGGGAAUGGUGGUGAAAAACUGGGUCCCGCAGGCGGAGGUCGUGCAGCACGAGGCGGUCGGCGCAUUCGUGACGCACUGCGGGUGGAACUCCGCGCUCGAGGCGAUCAUGUCCGGGCUGCCGAUGAUAUGCUGGCCGCUGUACGCGGAGCAGGGGAUGAACAAGGUGUUCAUGGUGGAGGAGAUGAAGAUCGCGGUGGAGAUGCAGGGAUACGAGGAGCUUGUCAGCGCGGAGGAGGUGGAAGCCAAGGUGAGGCUGGUGAUGGAGACCGAGGAAGGGAAGGUCCUUCGGGAGAGGCUCGCGGUGGCUAGGGAGAAGGCAUUGGAAGCUACCAAGGAAGGCGGUUCCUCUGAAGUGGCACUCGCCGAGUUCUUGAGAGAUUUGGAGAAGAAGAGCAGCUACGGAGGGGGAGAACGCCCCUGAUCAGCUGACUCCUCAGUGCUAUACUUAAGGACCAGUUUGUUGGCAAAAGAACCGCCACAGGUAUGCUAGAUGCAGGAGGUCAUUUGAUUGUCAACUGUUAACUUUCUGAAUCAAGUCGCCGAUUAUUGUGCUUAUCUCGUAUAGCAUAUUGUGAUUUGUGCUGAAUGUUUUACUGAGUAAAGCUUGCAGUUUUUCAUUAGCCCCAGCUUGGAAGGGGCAGCUACUACA